Molecule: messenger RNA, 1452 nt
Organism: Diaporthe citri
Lineage: Eukaryota; Fungi; Ascomycota; Sordariomycetes; Diaporthales; Diaporthaceae
Exons: 2
Coding region: 1-1452 (483 amino acids)
Biological process (GO): tRNA N1-guanine methylation; mitochondrial tRNA methylation
Cellular component (GO): mitochondrial matrix; cytoplasm
Source: RefSeq, a predicted model, not a curated record
AUGUCUACCGUCGAAACUCAUUCAAACAGCCCAACCGCGCAGGAAGAAGACAACAUGGCGAUCCUGCGCCCAGCAAAACUGCCGCCCAGCACCUCACUGAACAAAGCCCUGUUCUCAAAAACACUCAACCUAGCUGCGGCGUCCGUGAGGGACAACAAGAACCUGUCAAAAUUAAGGCAGGCCCUCUCAAAAAAUGGCGACAUUCUGCCCAUAGAGAGGAUAUCUGCCAUCGCCCCAGACCCGGACACCGACCUCGCAGCAAAAGGUCGCAAAUGCCUCCUCCUCAAACCUUCCAUCUCUCCUAAGCAACCAGAGACAUGGGGCCCUCUCGUCUCGCAGUUGGUGAAGCAGGAGGACGUGGGCAUAAUUCCUUAUGAGCUGAAGCUCGACUAUGACUACUGGAACUACCGCGACGUGUUGUCGACGCUGUUGCCAGAGGAACUGCACGACGACAUCCCCUCCGGAUUCAACACGGCGGGGCAUGUGGCGCAUCUGAACCUACGAGACCAACAUCUCCCGUACAAGAUGCUCAUAGGUCAGGUGAUCGUGGAGAAGAACCAGCACAUCAGGACCGUCAUCAACAAGACGGACAAUGUGGGCACUGAAUCUGAGUUCCGGACCUUCGGCUACGAGCUGUUGGCCGGCGAGGACGACUUGAACGUUGAGCUGAAUGAGAACGGAUGUGUAUUCAAGUUCGAUUACUCCAAGGUCUAUUGGAACAGCAAGCUUGAAAAGGAGCACACGAGGCUUGUCAGGUCGUUCCAGCCGGGCGAAGUCGUCUGCGAUGUGAUGGCUGGCAUCGGGCCUUUCGCUGUUCCGGCUGGGAAGAGGGGAGUCUUCGUCUGGGCUAAUGACUACAACCCAGAGAGCUACAAGUAUCUUCAGGACGCUAUUGGGCGGAACAAGGUUGCGUCUUUUGUCCGGCCGUUCAACGAAGAUGGCCGCGUCUUCAUCCAUAAAGCAGCCAAUUCGGUCCUUGCAGCCUCACGGGCCGGUGAAGCAGCCGUGGUGCCCUCGAAACAAAAGUUCUCGCGCAGUAAUCCUGACGCCAAAAGGCCUCCGCCCACGGUCGUUCCCAUCCCGGCCACGAUUAGCCACUUCGUGAUGAACCUGCCCGCAUCCGCCACCGAGUUUCUGUCGUACUACCGAGGCCUGUACGCCGGACAGGAGGCGCUCUUCGCACCACACACGAAGACAAACCUGCCCGUGGUCCAUGUUCACUGCUUCGCCCUGAAGAGCGACGACGACGUGCCCAGAAUCGACAUCUGUGAGCGUGUUUCCAAGGAACUGGGCGUCACCUUGCGCUGGGAUGGGCAGAUUGUGGCAAUGGGAAGUGAGGUCCAGGACGGGCAGGUUGCCGUGCAUCAUGUUCGAGACGUGGCGCCGGCGAAGAGCAUGUAUUGUGCGAGCUUCAGGUUGCCGGCCGAGGUUGCUUUCGCUCCUAGGCAAUGA